UCUUGCAUGGCUUGAAUCUGUAUCAUACAGGAAGACAGCUCUUACUUAUCAAACAAACAUUCUGACCACAGUACUCUACGUUUUUCUUUUAAAAAAAGAACAGCAAACAGAAGCUGAAGUUGAGGUGUCUUUCUUGUCUGACAGAUGUUGAAAUGUUUGCUCUAAGGUAUUUAAACAGGAGAUAGUGUUACAUACAUCCAUAAACUCCACCCAACUUAACAGUGGAGAAGGCAAUUGGUCACUACAUGUGAGCAGCAUUAUUUCAGAGUCAUCGUGUGGUGGCUGGCUGAGAGAGGGAAGGAAGAGAGUGUGUGUGCCUGUGUGUGUGUGUGUUGCUCGGGGACCGAGGGACCAGGCUAGCUCCGGCGAUGAAGACGUACCUGAGCCAAGCCCUCUCUGACUUCUUCUUCGAGUACGAGACCCCUCGCCAGGUUCUGGUCAAGGACAGGAGGAUUGGAGUCGUGUGCCGGCUGAUCCAGUUGUGCGUCCUGGUUUACAUCAUCGGGUGGGUGUUCAUCUAUGAAAAAGGCUACCAAUCCACAGACACGGCUCUUAGCUCCGUCUUCACGAAGAUGAAGGGAAUCGCCUACACCAACGAGAGUGGCGAGCGGAUCUGGGAUGUGGGGGACUACGUCUUCCCACAGCACGGGUCAAGCUCCUUUGUGGUGAUGACUAACUUUAUCAUGACUGCUGGACAGAAGCUGGGCUAUUGUGAAGAGCCUAAUGACAUGUACAAGUGUAAGUCUGACAGUGACUGCCAAAAAGGAGAUUACAAACGUACGGGACACGGGCAGAAGACUGGAAGGUGUAACCAGACAACCAAUGCCUGUGAAAUAUUUGCAUGGUGUCCAGUUGAAAAUGACCACUAUAUUCCAGAUCCACCCUUGUUGCUGUCAGCAGAAAACUUCACUCUCUUCAUCAAAAACUCUGUCACCUUCCCUGUGUUUGAUGUAAUAAGAAGCAAUUUGGUGGAAGAAGUUGACUCCAGCUACCUUGCGAAUUGCACCUACCACAAGACCAAAGACCCUGUGUGCCCCAUAUUCCGACUGGGAGACAUUGUUGAGAUGUCAGGCUUUACUUUUAAAGAGCUGGCUCAGGGGGGUGGGGCAAUUGGAAUUCUCAUUGAGUGGACCUGUAAUCUUGACUGGGCUGAGCGUUACUGCAGGCCACUGUACCAUUUCUAUGGGCUCUAUGGAAAUGGAAAGGUGUCCAAAGGAUAUAAUUUCAGAUACGCUAAAUAUUACAUGGAAGACAAGAGUGAAAAAAGAACAAUUACCAAGGUGUUUGGGAUCCGGUUUGACAUUAUUGUACGAAGCUUGGCCAGGAAAUUUGAUAUCAUUCCAACACUAACAACAAUAGGCUCUGGUGUGGGCAUUUUUGGUGUGGCUACGGUAGUAUGUGACCUGAUGCUUCUCUACAUUUUACCAAAGAGAGAUUUCUUCAAAAACAUGAAGUUCAAAUACACUAUAGAUCAUGGAGAGGGCCAGACAUUGCAUCCAGACAAGAAGCAAAAGGAAGACGAGUAAGGAAGGAAAGGUGAUAGUGUAAUCAAGCCUCAGUGAACAACAUUGCUGGAGAUUCAUAUUCAAGUACAAGAAAGGACAGACGGGAGGGAGAAAGACGUUGCUCACAACAGAGAAAAGGAAGCUUCACCUGGGAAGAUUAAGCAGUGUUAAACUUGUGUAGACCUGUAUGUGAGUGGCAUUUAUUGAGAAAAGGUCUUUUAGUCCAUGGACGUUUGCUUUGUAUUUGAAAAGCAGAAAGUGUGUAAGUGAAGGAUAAACUUAAACCAUUUCACUAUGAGGCAACCAUCUUAUUACUCUACUAAAGAACAUUUUGGUGAGAUGGUAAGACAUCUCCUGCAGCACACUGAGAGUAAGAGUGCUUUGAGAGGAGUAGGCUAUAUUGCAAACUGUGGUUGCUGUCUCAUAUUACCCGUUUGAGUCGCAUCACGACUUAAACAAUUGCUCGGGACAGGUGUAGAAAGUGUUUUCUAGGAAGAUGCCCUCACCUGAAGUAAGUAAAAUAAAGUGCAGAUGUUUUAAUUA
Lepisosteus oculatus (spotted gar) is the source of this 2048-nucleotide messenger RNA. RefSeq names its product purinergic receptor P2X, ligand-gated ion channel, 1 (gene p2rx1). Gene Ontology annotation, biological process: calcium ion transmembrane transport; response to ATP. The record is from RefSeq and is a predicted model, not a curated record. Gene Ontology annotation, molecular function: ATP binding; purinergic nucleotide receptor activity; extracellularly ATP-gated monoatomic cation channel activity. NCBI's taxonomy places the organism in Eukaryota, Metazoa, Chordata, Actinopteri, Semionotiformes, Lepisosteidae. Gene Ontology annotation, cellular component: plasma membrane; nuclear inner membrane.